Molecule: messenger RNA, 2143 nt
Organism: Hymenoscyphus albidus
Lineage: Eukaryota; Fungi; Ascomycota; Leotiomycetes; Helotiales; Helotiaceae
Source: the annotation of a GenBank genome assembly
GCUUUGCCUGGCCUGGCCUGGCUGUUUGGCCACUUGGUUGCUUACCUGGUUCUUGUUGGUUGGCUGGCUGGUUGGCUGGUUGGCUGGUUGGCUGGUUGGCUGGUUGGCUGGUUGGCUUAUGAUUGAGGAAUAAUGGCGAUGCAGCUUUAUCAUGCAGAAGGUUGGUUUGGUUGACCUGGCAUGGACUAAGCUAAAGCUCUGGGUAUAUGAGACGAGUGCCACGCUCUUCAUGUUUUGGGCUGCGGCACGAUCUGAAAAGCAAAAAGUGAAAGUCAAAAGCAAAAGGCAAAAAGGCAAACGCAAACCAAACCAACUUACCUGCCAUUUCUAAUUAUAUUUUCUGGAUCUUCUUGCCUUGCUUGCUUGCUUUGACAAGUGAUAUCUGAGGACAGACUGGCAGAUCUUGGACACGGACACGGACUGGACGCUACGCUAGGAACACUUUUGUUUUGUAUAUCAAUUCGUUGGAUCCUCCGCUUUUUGGGAUAUCGUUUUUGAGAUAUCUCCACUUUACAAAUACCACUUACCUACACGCCUUCAUAUUGUAUAUUUUAUACAUAUCUACUUAUAUAUAUACACCUUAUCGACGAAUUCGAAUUCUCACCAAUCAAGAGUACGAGUAGCCAGUCUCUCUCUCUCUAUCCAUCCAUCCAUCUACCACCUCACUCACCUCACAACAACCACCAUGCCUUCCAAAUCCACCCGCAAAGGCUCAACAUCCUCCUCCCACCGACCAAACCUCAUCCGCGCCUCCGCCACCGCUCCCUCCCUAGCAACCUCCAACGCCUCACGAAAAGACCUCUCCAGUCUCCAGAGCUCCCGCGCCACAGCCUUGUUAACCCGCGUGGCGAGUUACUCCCUAGGACAGUAUGAGCAGAGGGGCAGUCGGAGUAGUAGUGUGAGCUCGAGUCCGGAUCAGAGUCCGGUUGGGAUGGGGGGGAGGAAGGAACCGUUUGAGAUGGUUGGGUCUUGUAUGUUUUUUUUUUUAAUAUUCUUUUUUUUGAGAUUUGAUUGAUAUUGAUAUGAGUACUGAUUUAUGUUAUAGCGAAUUAUUAUUCCUUCCCCAGUUUCGAGGAGUCGCAGGAGUAUCACCACCAAGAACGUCGUCCAUGAGUGAGUGAGUGAGCAAGAUGAGAUUACCACAUCUUCUCUUCUCCGACCGACCGAUCCAACCGGGAUGAAAUUUACGAUGACAUAAAGAUGACGAGACCUCCAAAUACAAAUUGAUGAGUGUGCAUAUGUACACCAGUACAUUCCAUGAAAGAAUACAAUGACGGAAGACGGAUGAUACCCCGGUGCCACGCUCGCCACGCUACGUACAUACAGCACAGCACAGCACAGUUCAGUACACGACAUAAGCAGUCCCCGGACCCGGAGCCAGAACCCGGAAUACCCGACCCCGACACUUCAAGGUUCCGAGGGAUCGGUUUGGGUCGGCUUGGUUUUGUGGCAUGGCAUGGCGUGGCGUGGCAUGGACGGAUGUUAUGCGAAUAUCCAUGGCAGUCACUCAGUCAGACAGAGACAGCGGUGAGAAGGGGAGGCAAAGACAACGACAACAACAAGAAAACCUGGAACCUGGGGUAUAGCGAGGACUCGGGGCUGUGCGAUCGAAAAUCGAAAUCGAAUCGAUAACCUGAUUUUUUUUUUGUCUACUUACUUGUGUGACGCCAUCUCAUCCAGAUGAGAUGAGUUUUUUGGGGAUUUUUCUUUGGCUUCCGGUUUUCGAAUUCUUGGAUUCUGGUUUUGGUUUGGGGUCUGGACUGGGUCUAGGCUGGGUCUGGGAUUCUACUGGUAUUCGUACUUCGUACUUCGUAUCUAGUUUAGGAUUAGGAUAGGAUUAGGUUUGGGUUGGGUAUGGUCUGCUUGAUGCAGAAGGGUGGAGUUUAUUUACGGGAGUUUUUAAUUGAUUUUGUUUGUACUUGGUUUUUGGUAUCUAUUGUUUAUUAGGUAUUAUUGGAUGGAAUGGAUGGAAUGGAUUGAAUGGAUUGGGUUGGAUGGGAUGGAGUAGAGAUGAACAAGGUGGUACAGAUACUUGUUUUUUCUCUCUUUACGAUAAGAGUAUACAGCUUCUUUUUGUUGUUUUUAUUUAUUUAUUUAGUUUGGUAUGUUUAUAUUUAUGAAAUGAAAUGGAGAUACCCUUUGU